CACUUGCAUACAUUAGGUAACACCAUCGCUCGCUCUGACAUAACUAGUAUGAAGCAGGUUGAGUUGAGACAUUCGUCAAUAAAGAAAAAGAGAUAAGAGGAAAGAAGUCCCGGGACUAACUUUGUUAUGCUAAACAGCCGCCAGAUCUGGAUGUGUUCUCCGGUGCAACAUGCAAACACUGUGUGUGGGAAAUAUAGGUCUUGUUUCUGAGCGCUCACACGCCCCUUUGAAAGCAACACAGGCAUGUUUUACUCUUAAAACAACGUUUGCAUCGAACUCCAAAUAGGAAGGGAAAAAGCCCGCGCUGCUGUUUAGGAUUGCACAUGCGGACAACAUUUCCACGCGGAUCGUCGAGGAGACUGAAACCAGAUCAUGUUUGACUAUGUGGAAUUUCAAGCUUUCGGUCCCGGAGAAAUCAUGGACUUGUACACCUCCUCCACCCCCAGCCCUGCAUCGUGCAUGCUGCAGGAGCAGGAGCCAGAUUUGGCAGCCUUCUUCCCGGAGCUGAUCGAGGCGGACUGGCAGCAGCACCGGUGCUCCCAAUCCGUUGGAAGCCAUAGCUCCAGCUCCAGUUCAGACGACCUUUUUCCCAGCCCUGCCUCCCCCCCGCCGCCCCCUCGCACUUACAAGCCCUGCUUUGUGUGUCAAGACAAAUCCUCAGGCUACCAUUAUGGCGUCAGCGCCUGCGAGGGCUGCAAGGGCUUCUUCCGCCGCAGCGUGCAGAAGAACAUGGUGUACACCUGCCAUCGAGACCGAAACUGCAUCAUCAACAAGAUCACCAGGAACCGCUGUCAGUACUGUCGGCUGCAGAGGUGCUUUGCAGCGGGAAUGUCCAAGGAGUCAGUGAGAAAUGACAGGAGCACCCGGAAGGGGAAGAAGGAGGCGGUGAAGAUGACCAUCAUGGAGACGUACGAGCUGACGGCGGAGCUCGGCCUGAUCGUGGAGAAGAUCUGCAGAGCUCACAGAGAGACCUUCCCCUCUCUCUGCCAGCUGGGGAAAUACACCACAAACUCCAGCUGCGACCACAGGAUCCAGCUGGACCUCGGACUGUGGGACAAGUUCAGCGAGCUCGCCACCAAGUGCAUCAUCAAGGUGGUGGAGUUUGCCAAGCGAGUGCCUGGAUUCACCGGCCUGACCAUCGCUGACCAGAUCACUCUGCUAAAAACUGCAUGCCUGGACAUCCUGAUCCUGAGGAUUUGCACUCGCUACACUCCGGGCCAGGACACCAUGACCUUCUCCGACGGGCUGACCCUGACCCGCACUCAGAUCCAUAACGCUGGAUUUGGACCGCUGACAGAUCAGGUUUUCACGUUUGCGGGCCAGCUGCUGCCCCUGCAGAUGGACGACACGGAGAGCGGCCUUCUCAGCGCCAUCUGUCUCGUCUCUGGAGACCGACAGGAUCUGGAGGAGCCGUCUAAGGUGGAGGUGCUGCAGGAGCCGCUGCUGGAGGCGCUGAAGAUUUACUCCCGUAAACGGCGGCCCAGCAUGCCCCUGAUGUUCCCUAAAGCCCUCAUGAAGAUCACAGACCUGCGCAGCAUCAGCGCCAAAGGCGCUGAGAGGGUGGUGACUUUAAAGCUGGAGAUCCCGGGCUCCAUGCCGCCCCUGAUCGAGGAGAUGCUGGAGGAUCUGGAGAAAAACUGUGAGGAGAGCAGAGAAGAGCCGAACACCAGCCAGCACACACACACACCGACUGCUCUCAGCACAUGACUUCUUACUCUGAAGUCACUGCAAGAACAUUGGCUCUCGUACUCCCUCCCAGAGAAAAGGCUAACAAUAUAAACUAAAGAUGCAGUCCAGGUGGUUAUAGUGUCUUACCUCAGUUUCACAGAUCGGUUUGCAAACGCUCCACUUGUGUUUGUCUGAAGAAGAGAUUCAGUUGUUACACUAACGACUACGCUGAUGAACGAAGAGCUAAUUUGUGCUUCAAAGGGGGAAAAGAGAAUGAUGCAGUAAUGUAUUCAUUUGUAUCACAUUUUCAUUCUUUUAACCCCUUCUGACAGACACCUCAUAACCACUGGAAAUCACACAGGUUUCUACUGUAUUUAUAUUUGCAUGAGUUAUCACAUGGAUUAAUUUUUACCUCAUUAAGUAACAACGGCUUUGGCUUUAGUGUAGCAAAUUAGUAAACAAAUGGAUUUAAAACACCUUCUUGUUGGUUGUACACGUGUAAAAAGAAAGCUCUGGACUAACUCUCUAAACAUGUUUGAAGAAAACGAGCAGAUUUAUCCGCACAAAAGGGAACAGUUUAAAAGCAAAAACGUUUUUUCUCAGAGUUGAAUGUUCAUAUCUUACAUUAACAAAAAUCACAAAUAUGUGUGUAUAUAUAUAUAUGCCGACUUGAUAUAGGAAAAUACAGAGAACUGCUUAGCUUUGAACAAAACUAAAUAAGCUGAAGAUGGACCUGAGAGCAGAAUGUACUGCUAAUAAAGGAAACACAUGCACAUGAUAGUUUGAGGUUUAUGAAGUUAUUGAAUUUAGUGUUGGAAAUUAGAUCAAAUAUAUUGAGUGAUGGUAUGAUUAAGAAGGUAUUGCAGAUAUUAUUGUAUUAUAAAUAUUGUGCAAUUUGUAGUUUUGAGUUGUAAAAGAGGUUUCUUAAUUUGCUUGUUAACUAUCUAUUUGCACAUGUUUUCCUAAUAUGCUGUGCAUUGAGCUCUCAGUCACCAUAAAAACGACAUAGUUACUACAAAACUGUUUAAGUGAUCAAACAAUUCAAAUCAGCAAAAUGAUUGUAGCACAACAAAAGUUAUAGGUAAAAUAGGAUACAUUGCAUUGUGGGAUUGUCUGCAAUCGCUACACAUGUUUUUUGUGGCAUGUUUUUUGAGCCCUAUAUAAUGCGCUCAUUAUACACUCAGAGUUCAGAGUUUAUUCAAAUAAAACGGCAAAGGGCUCAUGUAGAGCGCUUUAUAUUAAAUUGUGAGUGACGCUGGUACCCUUUGACCCCUCAGUGACUCCAGGACGUCCCUGCCCUCACUCAAGAAAAAGUCCUGCACGCGACCUUUCAAAAAAACACACCUUUUUUGUUUUCACAUCUUAAUUUUGUACACACCUAUUAAAAAGAACAAACUAGACAUUAAUUAUUGAGGUACUGAUUGGUGGAUUUUGGAUUGUCAGGCCCAGACUAGCUGUUUCUCUCUGUUUCCAGUCUUUAUACUGACAGUAACUAAGCUAAGCUUGUGGUAUCAAUCUACUCAACCAACUCUCAGCAAGAAUUAAAUAAAACAUGUUUCCCAAACUGUGUAACUAAUAUUAAGAGCUUUUCGCUCAGUGUUUACGGUGUAACUUUUCCUGGACCACUUUUGGUAAAUGUUUUGGCUGGAGAUCUGCUUAGUUGUUUUACACUAUCAACACCAUUUUAUUCUUUCAAACAUUUCCUAAAUGCAAAGUUUUUGCAGUUAUUGGUUUGACUGGAUAUUGUUCAAAAUGAUGGCGAUCUAAAUCAAUUAUAAAAUAUACUUUGUAUAUACUUUUGAGUUCUAUAUGUGUUCUACAAACCAUUUUUUCCUUUAACACAAACAACAUAUUUUAAAAUGCAUCUGUGUUGGAUAUUGUCUUAUCAUAGAUAGUCAUACAUUAGUUCUGUGCCUAUGUACCUCGGAAUUGAUACUAAUAAAACACUUGCAACAUUA
Notothenia coriiceps (black rockcod) is the source of this 3626-nucleotide messenger RNA. Its product is annotated as retinoic acid receptor beta. Bases 373 to 1707 code for a protein of 444 amino acids. Gene Ontology annotation, molecular function: RNA polymerase II cis-regulatory region sequence-specific DNA binding; zinc ion binding; nuclear receptor activity. NCBI's taxonomy places the organism in Eukaryota, Metazoa, Chordata, Actinopteri, Perciformes, Nototheniidae. The record is from RefSeq and is a predicted model, not a curated record. Gene Ontology annotation, biological process: retinoic acid receptor signaling pathway; regulation of transcription by RNA polymerase II; cellular response to corticotropin-releasing hormone stimulus. The transcript is spliced from 8 exons. Gene Ontology annotation, cellular component: transcription regulator complex; nucleus.